Molecule: messenger RNA, 774 nt
Organism: Metarhizium brunneum ARSEF 3297
Lineage: Eukaryota; Fungi; Ascomycota; Sordariomycetes; Hypocreales; Clavicipitaceae
Gene: rnf12-a
Product: E3 ubiquitin-protein ligase RNF12-A
Source: RefSeq, a predicted model, not a curated record
AUGUCUCAGCCCUCGGUCCCGUCAGACUGGCCCGGCACGCCGCCCACCGACACGCCUGCUCCGUCCACCGACGCCUCCCGAACAAGCGGCUUGGCAUCCGGCCUAUGUAUCGCGCUUGCCAUCAUCAUAGGACUCGCGUUUUACGUGCUGAGGGGGAGGAUAUUCCCCCUUGGCGCCUACACGGCCGCCACGCCGCCACGCCGCUCCGACACGCUGACCCCCGAGGCUCUGGCUCUGCUGCCAACGCAUACCCAUGACGCUGUCCUCGCGGAAACGUCGUCCGUGAGAGGCGCCGGGCCGGGCCCAAACGACAGGUGCUGCUCCGUCUGCACCGAGCCGUUCAUGCACGGCGUCCAGCUGCGCAGGCUUCCCUGCGGGCACCAGUUUGACAGGGCGUGCAUCGACCCGUGGCUGCUCGGGCGCUCGGCCACUUGUCCGCUCUGCCGGCGGAAAGUCACGACGCGGCCGCUGAAGAUUCACGAAAAACUGCCCAUGUCGCCUCGCCCGACCUUCUUCCCGCCCAGCAGGUGGAGGAGGGACGGGGACAGCUCAAGAGCUGAGUGGACAUUCUCCGUGGACGAGACGCCGCGUCUAACGGCGCUGCAGGGUCCUCCGGGAAGCUCUGUGGUAGAAAAUGCACGCAGAGACUGGCAUUAUGGUCAAAGCACGCGGGGGCAAAGACGGGCUCCUGGUUUCCGCCCCUCUGGUACUCUGGCGACGGUGUCCGAAUCAUCGACAGCGGAGACGCGGGAGAUGGUGGAAAAUCGAGGAUGA